AUGUUUCGUUCGCCUUUUCGUUGGAUAUUAAUCGAUAGAUUUCAAAAUGCAUCCGAAAAUCUAAGUAUUUUACAAGAAAGUAUUACACAAAUAGACAUUCUAAUUGACACUGAAGUUUUUGUUAUUCGGGAAAUUGAAAAUCAUUAUUAUAUAAUAUAUCGCAUUUAUAAAAUUGGCCCGGAGUCUGGUUAUAUAACUGAAUUAUAUAACCACUGGAACAGCAGCAAUGGAUUCCAAAAGUCCGUUAAUCAGGCUGAAGUUACGGCAUUGAGAAGAAUGAAUUUAGAUGGCUACGAAUUAAAAAUUUGCUACGUGCUGACAGACAAUGACAGCUUUAAUCAUUUAACUGAUGAAGUGAACGACCAUAUUGACACUAUAACAAAAGUAAAUUUUCCGACGACAAACCAACUAAUGGAUUUCCUCAACGCAAGCAGAAAAUACUUCUUUACUGACACGUGGGGCUACAGUCAAAACAACACAUGGAAUGGUAUGACGGGGUAUUUGGAGAGAGAGGAGGUUGAUAUAGGAGGAUCACCAAUGUUUCUUACUUCGGAACGUUUAUCGAUAGUCGAGUACAUCUCUAGCCCAACGCCAACUCGCUCCAAAUUCGUUUUCCAGCAACCGAAACUUUCAUACGAAAAUAAUUUGUUCCUUUUAUCGUUCAAUUAUUCGUUAUGGUAUGGUUCUAUUGCCUUAAUUUGUAUACUGUAUUUGGUAAUUUGCUUAGUUACUGUAUGGGAAUGGAAACAGAAAAAGUCAACUAAAAAGGUAAAGUUUCUACAAAGUGGAGUUUUGAGGCCGAAUGUAAUCGAUGUGGCUCUCUUCACAUUUGGAGCUGCGUGUCAACAAGGAAGCACAGUUGAAUUAAAAGGAGCUCUCGGUCGUAUGGUGUUGCUAUUACUCUUCGUGGCGCUAACAUUUCUAUACACAUCAUAUUCUGCAAAUAUCGUCGCCUUACUACAGUCCAGCUCUUCACAAAUUAGGACUUUAGAAGAUUUGUUGCAUUCGAGGAUUAAGUUUGGCGUUCAUGACACAGUUUUCAAUAGACAUUACUUUAAGACGGAGACCGAACCUGUACGUAGAGCUAUUUAUAAAACUAAAGUCGCUCCACCUGGAACGGAGCCCCGAUUCAUAAGUAUGGAAAAAGGAGUAAAAGAAAUGAAAAAAGGACUGUUCGCUUUUCAUAUGGAAACAGGCGUGGGUUACAAAUUUGUUGGAAAGUAUUUCGAAGAAGGAGAAAAAUGUGGUCUCAAAGAAAUUCAAUAUUUACGAGUAAUCGACCCGUGGCUUGCAGUUAGAAAAAACACACAGUUCAUGGAAAUGUUCAAAAUUGGAACAAAACGUCUUCAAGAACAUGGCCUGCAGCAGAGAGAAAAUCAUCUAUUAUACGAAAAGCGCCCUAAAUGCGUUGGAAGACAGGCUAAUUUCGUGUCCGUUAGUAUGGUGGACUGUUAUCCGGCAUUAUUGUUACUAACGUAUGGAGCUCUCCUUGCUGUUGUUGUAACUAUAAUAGAAAUUAUACAUCACAAUAGGCACCGAAUAAUUAGCACGAUAAAUGACAAAGUGCUAAAAACUAACAUAAGGGCUGAUACAAUUCAAAAUAUAAUAAUAGUUACCGAUUUAAAUUGCCCUAAUAGCAGUCACUUUAUGGAACAAGCAAAUGGUACAGAAAGAUUUCGAAGUCCAUACAGAUGGUUAAUCAUCGGUGAAUAUGAUAAAAAUAAAGAAGAUACAUUGAAUGAUCUAAAACAUUUUCAUAUAUUAAUCGAUUCACAUGUAAUUCUUUCUGAGAGAAAUGGCGAUAUUAUCACAUUAUAUUUACCUUACAAACAACUAUCUAACAGCAGCGAAUGGAAACUAGAAAGCUUCGGUACUUGGUCAGCUAGACAGGGUUUGAAUAAAACAAAUGAUAUGUCUGUUGAAAUAACGAUGCGACGGAAAAAUUUAGGGGGCUUACCUAUUGCCGCGUCUUUAGUCAUUACCAGUAAUGAAACGAAGGAGCAAUUAUUUAACCUGAGGGAUCUACACAUAGACUUCAUAACCAAAGCCAGUUUUCGACAAUUGGAUCCUUUGUACUAUUUCCUGAAUGCAUCACAAGUCCUUAUUUUCACGGACAAUUGGGGCUAUAUUAUUAACGGAUCGUAUAAUGGUAUGAUUGGAGACAUCGUACGCGAGGUUGCUGAGCUUACAGGUACAGUUGUUUUCAUCACGAAACAACGGCUGAAAGUUUUGGAUUACUUGUCAUAUCCAACGAGUACGACGGUUAAGUUCGUGUUUCGUCAACCAAGUCUAUCCUAUGAGAACAACCUUUUCAUCUUACCGUUUAAGCCUCGAGUUUGGUUUUGUAUUUUCGGGCUUAUCAUAUUAAUGCUACUUAUAGUAUUCAUCAACGCACGAUGGGAAAGUAUUAAAUAUGAACCUGACACGGUAAAUAAAACAUUUUUAAAACCGAAUUUAAGUGAAAUCGCGCUUAUGGUUAUUGGCGCUAUUACCCAACAAGGAAGUUAUACCGAACUUAAAGGUACUCUAGGAAGAGUAGUGAUGUUUCUAAUGUUCUUAGCUUUUCUUUUCUUAUAUACGUCGUAUUCAGCUAAUAUUGUAGCACUCCUGCAGUCCAGCUCUAAUCAGAUAAACACAUUGGCUGAUUUAUUGAACUCUAAACUGGAAUUGGGAGUUGAAGAAACUCCGUAUAAUAGACACCACUUUUUAGCGGCAACUGAUCCAAUUAAGAAAGCCAUUUACGAAAAGAAAAUCGCACCUCGCGGAUACAAGCCAAAUUUUAUGAGUUUGGAAGAAGGAGUGAGAAGAUUGCAAAAGAAACCGUUUGCGUUUAAUAUGUUCCUUGGCGGUGGAUACAAAUUGGUUGAGAAAUAUUUCCUAGAACACGAGAAAUGUGAUCUACAAGAAAUAGAGUAUAUCGAAGAAAACAAGCCGUGGCUAGCUUGUCGCAAAAAAUCUCCAUUGAAAGAAAUGUACAAAAUUGGAUUAUUUCGAAACCAGGAGCACGGAUUAAAUUCCCGAGUAAAUUUUUUAAUCUACGCAAAAAAACCGGCUUGCAUUGUCCAUGGCGGUACAUUUGAUUCUGUUAAUAUGACAGAUUUUUAUCCAGCUCUAUUAAUGCUUGCUUAUGGAAUGAUACUGGCUCUUAUGCUUUUGCUUCUUGAAAUAUUUCACUGGAGACAAUUUCGUAUGAUAAAUACUUAGGAAUCAUAAAUUUUAACUCACUGUAGAGUUGUACAGUGUG
This is a messenger RNA of Vanessa atalanta (red admiral), 3244 nucleotides long. RefSeq names its product ionotropic receptor 75a-like. The transcript is spliced from 19 exons. Lineage: Eukaryota; Metazoa; Arthropoda; Insecta; Lepidoptera; Nymphalidae. Gene Ontology annotation, cellular component: membrane. The record is from RefSeq and is a predicted model, not a curated record. The coding region runs from base 1 to 3204 and encodes 1067 amino acids. Gene Ontology annotation, molecular function: ligand-gated monoatomic ion channel activity.